This is a messenger RNA of Daphnia carinata, 6751 nucleotides long. RefSeq names its product laminin subunit beta-1-like (gene LanB1). Gene Ontology annotation, cellular component: basement membrane. Lineage: Eukaryota; Metazoa; Arthropoda; Branchiopoda; Diplostraca; Daphniidae. Gene Ontology annotation, biological process: axon guidance. The transcript is spliced from 14 exons. Gene Ontology annotation, molecular function: extracellular matrix structural constituent. The record is from RefSeq and is a predicted model, not a curated record. Bases 582 to 6125 code for a protein of 1847 amino acids.
CGGGCCGUGGGAAAAAUUGGAAUUCCAAUGUGCAGCAAGUGUACACACAACACAAGGAGAGUGAAAAGGGACAAGUGUGACAAACAAACAACUGAAAGAUCCGUGGUUGUGUUUAUUUACUUUCGAGCAGGAAUCGCGUGCCGCCUAACUUUAAUCCCGAUUGAUUCGUCAUCUGAGGACGGCCAAAGGAGGGAGGCCAUCUAGCGGUUCUCCGGGACGACUUGUUGCUGUCGCGUUUAACGCUGUGGUACUUGGGAUUGGCUGGCUGGUUCUCAUACGUCCUGGAGCCGCGGCGGAGCUAGGACUCGCAGUCUCUCUCCGACCGCAACGAACGCGCGAAAAUAAUCGCAAAAAAAACAAAACAAUAACAAACGACGGUGAAUUGUGUUUUCGUGCUUCAAAGAAGAAAAUCAACAAGUUUAUUUUAUUCCAUUGGCUUUGGAAAUCCUUAGUAGCCGCAGUGCUAAAAAAGCGGAGCUCGCAUUUCUGCCACAUUUCCGACCCGGAUGGAUAGUCACGUCAGUGGAUCUAAUAAGAAUUAAAAGAAAUAAGAAAAUUCCUCUACUCGUCGUAGAUUUAAAAUGGAUUCCAAAUUCAGUCUACUCGUACUCAUCGUUGUCGCCGCAACUUGCUUAACAAACGUAGUUAGCGGGAAAACGACGAUUAUCAAAUCGCAUCGGAGCAGACUGGCGUCCACUAGGAACACUGUGCGAAACAGUUCGGUGGUUUACGGCCAAUCCCGCGUCUCGCAUCGAACGGAAGAGGCCAACACAAUCAGAACGUCAUCUGGGGCUGCCGUAUCGAUGGCGGAUCGGAUCCAUCCGCUAUCUGAUUUGGCCCUGCACGAACCAGGUGUUGUGUCACAAAGGCCGCAUCCCUGCGAGCAGAGUUCGUGUUACCCGGCAACAGGCAAUUUGUUGCUCGGCAGAGAAAUGCGGCUUUCAGCCACAUCCACCUGUGGUCUCCAAAAGAAGGAAAAAUAUUGCAUCGUGUCUCAUUUGGAAGAUAAGAAAAAGUGUUUUUGGUGCGACUCGCGGCCCGAACAGGUCAACAGUCCCAGCAGCCAUCACAUUCAAAACAUCCUCUACAGAUACACUCCCACGUCUCGCCGACGCUCUUGGUGGCAGGCACAGAAUGGUGUUGAGAACGUCAGCAUCCAGCUGGACCUGGAAGCCGAAUUCCACUUUACUCACUUGAUCAUGACCUUCAAGACUUUCCGGCCGGCCGCUCUCCUUAUUGAGCGAUCCUACGAUUUCGGACGCACCUGGAAGAUCUACCGCUACUUUGCCUAUAAUUGCGCUGAAUCAUUCCCGGGCAUUUCGCGUGAACCGCCACGCAACCUGACGGAAGUGAUUUGCGAAUCGCGUUAUUCGGGCGUCGCUCCUUCUACAGAAGGUGAGGUCAUCUUCCGUGUUCUGCCGCCCAACUUGCCCAUCGACGAUCCUUACUCGCAAGAAGUUCAGAAUCUGCUCAAGAUGACCAAUUUGCGCGUUAAUUUUACGAAACUUCAUACCCUCGGCGAUGAUUUACUUGACAAUAGGGAGGAGAUCCAGGACAAGUAUUACUAUGCCAUCUAUGAUAUGGUUGUGCGAGGUUCGUGCUCAUGCUACGGUCACGCUUCGCGGUGUUUGCCCUUACCAGGCGUUGACCAGCGGACGGACAUGGUUCACGGCCGUUGCGAAUGUACCCACAACACCAAAGGUCUCAACUGCGAGCAGUGUGAAGAUUUCUACCACGAUCUGCCCUGGAGGCCGGCCAUCGGUCGACAGACCAACGCUUGCAAACGCUGUAAUUGCAACCACCACUCUGACCGGUGUCAUUUCGAUCCGGCCGUCUACGAAGCCACUGGCCGUAUUUCUGGAGGUGUUUGCGACGAUUGCGAGCACAACACUAUGGGCCGCAAUUGCGAACAGUGCAAAGCUUUCUUCUACCAGGACCCGACAAAAACGAUUAGCGAUCCCGACGUUUGUUUGCCGUGCGAUUGCGACCCUAGUGGAUCGUUAGACGAUGGCAUUUGCGAUGCGCGAUCUGAUCCUUCUGGUGGAAUUCAGGCCGGCCAAUGUCAUUGUAAACGUCACGUGGAAGGCCGCCGCUGCGACCAAUGCCAACAUGGAUAUUGGAAUUUUACCGAGGAAAACCCAGAUGGCUGCCAAGAGUGCAGCUGUAACUUGCAAGGCACUUACGAGAACCAAGGAUGCAACGUCUACAGCGGCGAAUGCGUCUGCAAACGCUACGUCACUGGCCGCGACUGCGACCAAUGUCUACCCGAACACUGGGGCUUGUCGGAGGCUCGCGACGGCUGCAAACCUUGCGAAUGCGAUCCUGGCGGUUCAUACGACAACAACUGCGAUAUCUUGACCGGCCAGUGCAAGUGCAGACCGCACGUUACCGGAAGGACUUGCUCUCAACCGGAGCAAGGUUUCUUUGCCGGACUGCUGGACUACCGCAUUUACGAAGCCGAAUACGGCGGCAUCUCUGAUCGCGCCCAGCUCCAAAUCCGCGAGCCUUAUCGUGAUCGCGACCCCAGCUGGACUGGUCCUGGUUUCGUCCGCGCUGUAGAGGACUCUUCCAUCCAAUUCACUUUGGAUGCCAUUAGCCAGUCGAUGGAAUACGAUUUGGUUAUCCGCUACGAACCUCAACUGUCUGGACAAUGGGAGGAUGUUCGGGUUGUUAUCGAACGUCCUGAUGAAGUCGAUCCCGAUGGACCGUGUGCUAACCUGAACAAUCAACAAGGACCUCCCGGUAGUGGCGGUUUGGAAAUUUCACGAAUUUCGCUUCCGUCUGGCGCCCGUCACGCCGUCGUCUAUCCGCCUACUUGCCUGGAAGCCGGCAAGAAAUACAACGUUCGUCUGGAGUUCAAGUCUUACGACUCGAACCAGGAAACGCCAUCGGCCGCUGUUCUCAUCGAUUCCAUCACGGUAGUUCCACGCGCCGAUUCGAUUCCUUUCCUGGGCGGAUCACCUGCUGCCGACUACCGCCGCCAGGAAUUCGAACACUACCGCUGCGCUCAGUACUUUUAUUCGGUGGUCAAGACCAACAUUCCCGAAGUCUGCCGUAAACAUUUGUACAGCAUCGGUUUCUACGUCCUCGGAGCGGGUUUCGAGUGCCAGUGUGAUCCUACCGGAUCCUUCAGUGGCAUCUGUGACUCCCUAGGUGGUCAAUGCUCAUGCAAAGCCAACGUCGUGGGAAGGAAAUGUGACCAGUGCGCACCGGGCACUUUUGGAUUCGGUCCAGAAGGUUGCACGCCCUGUGAGUGCAACCCUGUCGGCUCUCUUGAUAACUUUUGCGACAGCGGAACUGGACAGUGCCGUUGCCGGCCCAAUACCUACGGCCGUGUCUGCGACCAGUGCCAACCAGGCUACUGGAACUUCCCUUCGUGCCAACGUUGUGAGUGUAACGGACAUGCUGAUCUUUGCGAUUCACGGACAGGACGGUGCCUGGACUGUCGUGAUUUUACAACUGACGAGCAUUGCGAUCGUUGUCUGGACAGUUAUUACGGAGAUCCUCGUUUGGGCGUUGAUAUCCCGUGUCGAGCUUGCCCGUGUCCUGGAACCAUCAAUUCAGGCCACUCUUACGCUCCUCGUUGCUCGCUGGAUCGCGAAACCCAAGACGUGGUCUGCGAAUGCCAAGAAGGCUAUGCCGGCCCACGCUGCGACGUUUGCGCCGACAACUAUUUCGGAAAUCCCGACAUACCGGGCGGACAGUGCCGGCCUUGUCAGUGUAGCAACAAUAUUGACCUCUCUCGACCGGGCAACUGCGAUGGACGGACGGGCGAAUGUCUUCAGUGUUUGUUCAACACGGAAAGCUUUAGUUGUGAGCUUUGCCAGAAGGGCUUCUUUGGCGACGCCCUGUCCCAGCAAUGCACACCGUGCGUCUGCAACCUCCUUGGCAGCGACUCGUCAUUGGAAGGGCCGUCGGUCUGUAAUCGCCAGUCGGGCCAGUGUCCUUGUCUACCCAACGUCGAGGGCCUGUCCUGCGAUCGCUGCGCCGUCGACCACUGGAAAAUCGCAUCGGGCGAAGGUUGCGAGGCCUGUAAUUGCGACCAAGUCGGUUCUCUUUCUACCCAAUGUAACGAAUUCGACGGCCAGUGCGAAUGUCGUGACGGAUUCGGCGGGCGGAAAUGUGAUCAGUGCCGCGCUAAUUAUUGGGGUAAUCCAUCUGACAACUCGUGCCGGCCUUGCAACUGCGAUCCGCAGGGUUCUUCCACCCAGCAAUGUCAUCACGCCACAGGCGCUUGCGUCUGUCUGCCCGGUAUGGGUGGUGAAAAGUGCGACCGAUGCGCUCGCGGAUACGUCGGCGCGAUCGUUCCUGAUUGCCAACCUUGCGGCGAAUGUUUCGACAACUGGGAUCGCAUUCUCCAGGAAUUGCGCGGACAAACGGAGCAAGUUGUUGUUGCCGCCGGACAAAUCCGUGAAACGGGCGCUACUGGUGCUUACACUCGCGAGUUUGAGACGAUGGAGGCUAAAUUGACAGAAGUACGGACUCUACUUGUCAACACAACCCUCAGCGGCCGCGAAUUGUCGCAACUGGAACAGCUUUUCGAUUCUAUCAAAACCAAUUUGACAUUAGCUGGGCAAGGAAUGGACGGGUUGGAUGACACAGUUGAAAACACAACCCAACGUAUUUUCUCCGUUAAUCUCUCCCUCACAAACCUAAGAACCAAAGCAACUGACCUUCAAAUGGCGGCUCAGUCACUCAAGGAUAAUGCCACCAAACUUCAAGAAGCCAACGUUGAAGGAGCUCUCAACCUGACCCGCGAAGCUCGUCAACGAUCGCAGAAAGCGCAGGAUCGUGUCGAAUUCACUCAACAACCUGUCAGCGAUUCAGAGCGACAGCGUAGGAGGACGGAAGCCUUGUUGUCACGCGUCGCUCCACAGCUGGGCGAGAGCCAACAGCGAAACGCAGCUGAACUAGCUGAUCUUGGUGCUCGUCUGGCUGUCGUUGAACGCUCUUUACCCGAGCUUAACGACGCUGUCUGUGACGGACGUGGGGAUCCAUGCGACAGCUUGUGUGGUGGCGGAGGAUGCGGGAAAUGCGGAGCUCUGUCAUGCGAUGAAGGAUCUGUUACGAAAGCCGAAAAUGCGCUCAGCUUAGCUAAAGAAGCGGAAGGCAUUCUGCGCAAUCGGCAAGCCGAAUCGGAAGAGAUGAUGCGUGGCGUACGCCAGGCUGAGACUGAAGCGGAGAAUGCCCGUAGUCUGGCACGUGAGGCACUUCUGGCUGCCGAGUCGGCUCAGAACCGAUCCGAAGCAGCCAAGGCCGAAGUGGACGAACUGAUGAACCAGAUCGACGAAUUCCUUGAAGAGUCCGGAGCCAGUCCGGCCGACAUCCGCUCUCUUGCCACCGAUGUUUUGUCCAAGGGUAUUUCGUUGCGACCGGAGCAAAUCACCGACCUUGCCCGACGCAUCAACGACACCAUCUCUUCCCUGACCAACAUUGACGCCAUUCUGGCCGAGACUUCGGGAGAUUUAGCUUCCGCUAAGGCGCUCAAGGAUCGUGCUGACGCUGCCAAAGCUCACGCUCAGGGUAUUCUUACUGUUGCCCAGCAAGUGCUCGAAUCGUUGGCCGCCGCCCAAGCCGCUCAAGACAAGGCUCAAGAGGCUAUUCAAACAGCUGACAAGGAUAUUAGCGCAGCUGAAUCGCAUCUAACGCAGAUCGCUAGUGAGACGGCCGACGCUCAAGUCAAAGCUAGUGAAUCUGUCCAGGAGGUCGAGGGCCUACGGGAAAGGUUACGCGAAUUGCAGCGGAAGCUGAUAAAGAACGAGCGAGAUGUUAAAGAAGCCGCCCGUGAGUCCGAUGUGGCCGCUUCGCUAGCCACGCGCGCCGGACAGGGUGCCUCUGAGCUUGACAUUGCUUAUCAACGUGCCCUGCGCGCUCUGGAGGAGAAGACGUCAAGAAGUGGCGAUGCCCGCGAACGCUCCGCCCGUCUUCAAGAUAAGGCCAAUCGGCUAACAGCUAGCGUUGUGGCCAAAGUUCAAGAACUCAAAGAAAUGGAGGAUGAAUACUUGUUGCAUGAGCGUCGGUUGACAGACCUUUCUGAGCAAGUUAUGGCCAUGAAUGUGCGCAUGACCGACUACUUGCAAGUCAUUAGCGACCGCUCAGAGUUUUACCGCACCUGCCAAAAGUAGAAAGUUAGAAACCCGAUAGCAUCGAAACUUCCACUGCCGCUCGUCUUCCGGACAGUUGCAUUACCCUCUCCAACCGAGCAUCCGUCAAUAGUCCAUCAUCUUUUUUUUUUAAAUUACGUUAUCCAAAUCUACCGAAUUCAAUUGUCAGCGUAUAGCAGUCUCCUCCCUCUACUUGCAUUUGAUGUACAUUUUUGGUCGAGAAACAAUAUCAAUUACCGUGAAUCUUCUUCCCCCCCCCACUCAAAAGGUGCCUUCUUGAAAUAACCGCAGCGUGCCAAAUUUGUUUUCUCUUCAAGCUUUCCCAAUGUUUUCUUUUUCACGUUUUUUUUCAUAUGAUCUUGUGUGACUAGACCGUUUCCAAACGGGUUUACUAUAAUCUUUUCGGAUUCCUUUUUACAGACAGAAUCUUGUGCCUAAAAAAAAAAUUCUUAACAAAAUUAAACGACAGAAUGUAAUGGUCGCUUGUUUUAUCCAACCUAUACACCCAAACUCAUUCCCCAUUUUCAUUGCUAUGAUCCUUCUUCUCCCCUUCCACCUAAACAGUGUGUUCACCCUAAGACAUCACUUAACUAUUAUUGUUUAAGACUGUGGAACGAUAAAACAAUAAAUGCGACAUUACGUACCAG